CACACUAAAUUGUGUCAUAACGUAACAAACUGUUCUUUUUAAUUUGAAUUCAUGUGUAUAAAGUUUGCCUUCUUCUUCACGGUCAUUCAGUAACAAUACUUUAUUAAUGAAAAUUCAGUUAAGUACUACAAUCCUAGGAAAUUUGACAAAGGGCUGAUAUUAUCCUGUCGUUUAUUGAAUGGCAUAAUUUUGCUAAAACAAUCAUUCGCCCAAAAUUUUACAAAAUCCCCUAUAAAAUUUAUAAUAUUAGACGGCAUUAAGACGUCAAACAUGUAAGACUCCUAUUGUUUUAUGGUGAUGUCAUUAGUUGGCAGAAUCAUCUAUCAAAAUUUGACUUACUCAUCUCUCACACUUUACCAUACAUAUCGUAACGAGCGUGAAAUAAAAUUAAAUAUUAUGUCAAAAGACAAAAAGGGUAAAGUAUCAAAUUCUGAGGCAGUUGACUCAGAUCUCAUCAGUUUCGUCAAGGAUUUUCUCGCCGGAGGAAUAUCCGCUGCAGUUGCAAAAACGGCUGUCGCUCCAAUCGAACGCGUUAAAUUAUUACUGCAGAUUCAGCAUGCUUCAAAACAAAUAGCUGCCGAUAAAAAAUACAAAGGAAUAAUCGACUGUUUUAUUAGAAUACCGCAAGAACAAGGAUUCGCAAGCUUUUGGAGAGGAAAUUUAGCGAAUGUUAUCCGGUAUUUUCCAACACAGGCGUUAAACUUCGCUUUUAAAGAUCAAUACAAGCACUUCUUCUUAGGCGGUAUAGAUAAAGAGAAACAUUUUUGGAGAUAUUUUGCGGGAAAUUUAGCGUCUGGAGGAGCAGCGGGCGCAACUUCGUUAUUAUUUGUAUAUCCUCUAGAUUACGCAAGAACAAGACUGGGUGCUGAUGUUGGUAAAGGUAAAGGAAAGGGUUCAGAUCGUCUAUACCAUGGUAUUAUGGAUUGUAUACUAAAAACUAUAAAAAGUGAUGGACCAAUUGGUUUGUACAGAGGAUUUAUUGUUUCCGUGCAAGGUAUCAUUAUAUAUAGAGCAGCAUAUUUUGGAGUUUUCGAUACCAUAAAGUCAUAUAUGCCACCUCCACAAGACGUUAAUUUUAUGAUAUCAUUUUCAAUCGCAUUGGCAGUAACUACAUUUUCUGGCAUAAUAUCUUACCCGUUGGAUACAGUAAGAAGACGAAUGAUGAUGCAAUCAGGGCGUGCAAAAUCGGAAAUAAUGUACAAGAAUACGAUGGAUUGUUGGAUUAAAAUACUGAAGGACGAAGGGCCUGCAGCGUUUUACAAAGGUGCCUUUUCGAAUAUAUUAAGAGGUACGGGCGCUGCUUUAGUUUUGGUAUUCUAUGAUCGUUUGAAGGCUUGGUCGACGGGAGCUAAACCUUCCACUAAACCUCCAGUAGGUUGAGAUUUUAUUUCAACUCGUUUUUCUUUUAUGCCGUUGUCAUUCAUUGAGAUGUUUACAAUUCGACGUAUAGAAUAUAUUUUUACAUUAAAUACUAUUAUUAAAA
Onthophagus taurus is the source of this 1483-nucleotide messenger RNA. Its product is annotated as ADP,ATP carrier protein 1. Lineage: Eukaryota; Metazoa; Arthropoda; Insecta; Coleoptera; Scarabaeidae. Gene Ontology annotation, cellular component: mitochondrial inner membrane. Gene Ontology annotation, biological process: mitochondrial ATP transmembrane transport; negative regulation of mitochondrial outer membrane permeabilization involved in apoptotic signaling pathway; mitochondrial ADP transmembrane transport. The record is from RefSeq and is a predicted model, not a curated record. Gene Ontology annotation, molecular function: ATP:ADP antiporter activity.